AAGUCUCUUAUUGAGUAUUUUUAGAUAAAACAUAAAAAGUUAAAAAAAAAAAAAAAUGAAUACUAUUUUUUUUUACGCAUUGUUGACUAUUACUGUGACUAUUGUCCCUUCUACAGCCACAGGCUCAAAAGAUGUUAAUAACAACAUAGAAGCUUUUAAAUACCGUUGUAAUUUAGAAGAAAACCACUGUAUUAAGAUUAUCAAUGAAAAGAGAGAGUCGUGCUACUCAAGUCAAAAUGGUAACAAAACAAAAGCACCAUGUAGUAAUGACGAAGAUUGUGUGAACACAAAUGAUUGUACAACCCUUUCGGAUGGUUCGCAAUCAUAUAAAAGUUUCAUUAACGAUCGAUCUCAAGUAUUCGUUAGCUCCACCACCACCACUACUCCACCACAUGUUGUAAAUAAUAACAAUAUUAGAGGUACAAUUCAUGUUCAUGAACGUUAAAAAUGCUCGAAUCGUUUAUCUUGCAGUUCUUUUUGAAGAAGGUGAUUUAAAUGACGACAAUAUAGUAAGUUUUGACACCUUAGAUGAAGCAAUAAACAUAAUGGGUUACAAUAUUAACGACGCGGCUAAAAUUAAAAUUAGUGGGCAAAAACUCUUCGAAGGUCUUUUACCAGAUGAUAUUAAAAUUGGUCACCGUAAUUUUUUUAAAUAUCGUGGUUCUUUAACAUAUCCGCCCUGCUCAGAUGCACAAUGGUUUGUUGUGGUUAAUUCUAAACAUAAAGUGCCUACUAAAUUUUUGGAAACACUCCGAAAGCUUCGCUCAAGAAUGGGUAGCUCAAAUAAUCAGAAUAAUUUAAUGUGUGAUAACUUCAGACCGAUUCAGAAAAACAAGGAGAAGGUUUUUUCGUUACAAAACAAUAAGAAUUGAAUAUUAAAAAAAACUUUAUUUUUA
Molecule: messenger RNA, 896 nt
Organism: Hydra vulgaris (swiftwater hydra)
Lineage: Eukaryota; Metazoa; Cnidaria; Hydrozoa; Anthoathecata; Hydridae
Source: RefSeq, a predicted model, not a curated record